Messenger RNA from Piliocolobus tephrosceles (Ugandan red Colobus), 3714 nucleotides. RefSeq names its product BICD cargo adaptor 1 (gene BICD1). Gene Ontology annotation, cellular component: cytosol; Golgi apparatus. Gene Ontology annotation, molecular function: cytoskeletal adaptor activity; dynactin binding; dynein complex binding. The record is from RefSeq and is a predicted model, not a curated record. NCBI's taxonomy places the organism in Eukaryota, Metazoa, Chordata, Mammalia, Primates, Cercopithecidae. Gene Ontology annotation, biological process: regulation of microtubule cytoskeleton organization; microtubule anchoring at microtubule organizing center; protein localization to organelle. The transcript has 10 exons. Bases 529 to 3456 code for a protein of 975 amino acids.
GCCGCCACGCGGGAAGGGAGGGAGCCAGCCCCGAGACUGCAUCAUUCCGCACCGGCUGCUGCAGGGCCAGAGGGAGCAGGUGGAACGAGCGAGCGAGCGAGCCGGAGCGCGCCAGACCCAGGGCGAGACUGCAGUGACGCGGCCCCGGAGACAUGGCGGCCGGGCGUCUCUGAAUAAGCAGAAUCCGGAGCCCCUCGCCGCUCGCCGCCCCCGGCCGCCGCAGCCCGGGCCAUGCCGCACGGCUGCUGACAGCACGCAGGGGCCGGCCCCGAGGACACAUGCGGCGGCCUUUGCCGCCUCGCUCCUGACCCUCUGCCCUGUUCUCCAUGUUGCAUUUCUCGUCAGUUUCUCGGGCGGUGUAGCUGCCGCUGCCACCAGAGCCGGCGGGGCAUCGCGCUGCUCAUUCAUCCAGCGUACUUUCUUUUCCAUUUCCACCCCUCCCUUCCCAUUUCCUUCUCCCUUUCCCCGCCAGCUUUGCAUCCAUCUCCCCUACCCCGUCAUCCCCUCCUGCUUCCACCCACCGGGGCUAUGGCCGCAGAAGAGGUAUUGCAGACGGUGGACCAUUAUAAGACUGAAAUAGAGAGGCUGACCAAGGAGCUCACGGAGACCACCCACGAGAAGAUCCAGGCUGCCGAGUAUGGGCUGGUGGUGCUGGAGGAGAAGCUGACCCUCAAACAGCAGUAUGACGAGCUGGAGGCUGAGUACGACAGCCUCAAACAGGAGCUGGAGCAGCUCAAAGAGGCAUUUGGGCAGUCCUUCUCCAUCCACCGGAAGGUUGCUGAAGAUGGAGAGACUCGGGAGGAAACACUUCUGCAGGAGUCAGCAUCAAAGGAGGCUUAUUAUCUGGGGAAGAUCUUGGAGAUGCAGAAUGAGCUGAAACAGAGCCGGGCUGUGGUCACUAAUGUACAGGCAGAAAAUGAGAGGCUCACUGCCGUCGUGCAGGAUCUGAAGGAGAACAAUGAGAUGGUGGAGCUACAGAGAAUACGGAUGAAGGAUGAAAUCCGAGAAUAUAAGUUCCGAGAGGCACGGCUCCUUCAGGACUAUACUGAAUUGGAAGAAGAAAAUAUCACGUUGCAGAAACUAGUGUCCACGUUGAAGCAGAACCAGGUUGAAUACGAAGGCUUAAAGCAUGAGAUUAAGCGAUUUGAGGAGGAGACGGUACUGCUGAACAGCCAGCUGGAAGAUGCCAUCCGAUUGAAAGAGAUUGCUGAGCACCAACUAGAAGAAGCCCUCGAGACUUUAAAAAAUGAAAGAGAGCAAAAGAACAACCUGCGGAAGGAGCUCUCCCAGUAUAUCAGCCUCAAUGAUAACCAUAUCAGCAUCUCAGUAGAUGGACUCAAAUUUGCCGAGGAUGGGAGUGAACCAAACAAUGAUGACAAAAUGAACGGUCAUAUCCAUGGGCCUCUUGUGAAACUGAAUGGAGACUAUCGGACUCCCACCUUAAGGAAAGGAGAGUCUCUGAACCCUGUCUCUGACUUAUUUAGUGAGCUGAACAUUUCAGAAAUACAGAAAUUGAAGCAGCAGCUUAUGCAGGUAGAGCGGGAAAAGGCCAUUCUUUUGGCCAACCUACAGGAGUCACAGACACAGCUGGAACACACCAAGGGGGCACUGACGGAGCAGCAUGAGCGCGUGCACCGGCUCACAGAGCACGUCAAUGCCAUGAGGGGCCUGCAAAGCAGCAAGGAGCUCAAGGCCGAGCUGGACGGGGAGAAGGGCCGGGACUCAGGGGAGGAGGCCCAUGACUAUGAGGUGGACAUCAAUGGCUUAGAGAUCCUUGAAUGUAAAUAUAGGGUGGCAGUAACUGAGGUGAUUGAUCUGAAAGCUGAAAUUAAGGCCUUAAAGGAGAAAUAUAAUAAAUCUGUAGAAAACUACACUGAUGAGAAGGCCAAAUAUGAGAGUAAAAUCCAGAUGUAUGAUGAGCAGGUGACAAGCCUUGAGAAGACCACCAAGGAGAGUGGUGAGAAGAUGGCCCACAUGGAGAAGGAGUUGCAAAAGAUGACCAGCAUAGCCAACGAAAAUCACAAUACUCUUAAUACGGCCCAGGAUGAGUUAGUGACAUUCAGUGAGGAGUUAGCUCAGCUUUACCACCAUGUGUGUCUGUGUAAUAAUGAAACUCCCAACAGGGUCAUGCUGGAUUACUAUAGGCAGAGCAGAGUCACCCGCAGUGGCAGCCUGAAAGGGCCUGAUGAUCCCAGAGGACUUUUGUCCCCACGAUUAGCCAGGCGGGGUGUGUCAUCCCCGGUAGAAACAAGGACCUCAUCUGAACCAGUUGCAAAAGAAAGCACAGAGGCCAGCAAAGAACCAAGUCCAACUAAGACCCCCACAAUCUCUCCUGUUAUUACUGCCCCACCGUCGUCUCCAGUGUUGGAUACAAGUGACAUCCGCAAAGAGCCAAUGAAUAUCUACAACCUUAAUGCCAUAAUCCGGGACCAAAUCAAGCAUCUGCAGAAAGCUGUGGACCGGUCCUUGCAACUGUCUCGUCAAAGAGCAGCGGCUCGGGAGCUAGCCCCCAUGAUUGACAAAGACAAGGAAGCCUUAAUGGAAGAGAUCCUCAAGCUAAAGUCCCUGCUGAGCACCAAACGGGAGCAGAUCGCCACAUUGAGGGCGGUGUUGAAAGCCAACAAGCAGACAGCUGAGGUGGCGCUAGCUAAUCUCAAGAACAAAUAUGAAAAUGAAAAAGCAAUGGUGACUGAAACCAUGACGAAGCUUAGAAAUGAACUGAAGGCUUUGAAAGAAGAUGCUGCAACCUUCUCCUCCCUGAGAGCAAUGUUUGCAACAAGAUGUGAUGAAUAUGUCACCCAGUUGGAUGAGAUGCAGAGACAGUUAGCAGCUGCAGAGGAUGAGAAGAAGACUCUAAACACUUUGUUACGAAUGGCAAUCCAGCAAAAACUCGCCCUGACCCAGAGGCUGGAGGACUUAGAGUUUGACCAUGAGCAGUCCCGACGCAGCAAAGGCAAACUUGGAAAGAGCAAGAUCGGCAGCCCUAAAGUAAGUGGGGAGGCAUCAGUCACCGUGCCCACCAUAGACACUUACCUCCUGCAUAGUCAGGGCCCACAGACACCCAACAUUCGGGUCAGCAGUGGCACUCAGAGGAAAAGACAAUUUUCACCUUCCCUUUGUGAUCAGAGCCGUCCCAGGACUUCAGGGGCUUCCUACCUACAGAAUUUAUUAAGAGUUCCCCCUGAUCCCACCUCCACAGAAUCAUUUCUUCUGAAGGGCCCCCCCUCCAUGAGUGAAUUCAUCCAAGGGCACCGGCUCAGCAAGGAAAAAAGGUUAACCGUGGCUCCACCAGAUUGUCAGCAGCCUGCUGCCUCCGUACCGCCACAGUGCUCACAACUAGCCGGGAGGCAAGACUGCCCGACUGUCAGUCCUGACACAGCUCUCCCCGAGGAGCAGCCACAUUCCAGCUCCCAGUGCGCCCCUCUCCACUGUCUCUCCAAGCCUCCUCACCCCUAGUCUUCAUCUCCUGUGGACGAACAUCUGGGGUGGAAGUUUUGUAGCCACACACAGGAUACUGCCCAAGAUCCAGCGGGUGUUUUCUUCUCAGUUGUUAGAUGUACAAUUGAAUUAAUGUCCAUCAUUUUGGAAGACGAGAGAAAGUUGAGAAGAACACGAAGCACAGCCCCUGAUGUGAUAAAACAUUUUGUGGUUUCUCUGAGUCACAGAUAAACUUCUGCCAUCAAAUGGCUACAGUUCAUUUAAGUUUAAAAAAAA